Molecule: messenger RNA, 3839 nt
Organism: Scleropages formosus (Asian bonytongue)
Lineage: Eukaryota; Metazoa; Chordata; Actinopteri; Osteoglossiformes; Osteoglossidae
Product: putative nuclease HARBI1
Exons: 2
Coding region: 309-1337 (342 amino acids)
Source: RefSeq, a predicted model, not a curated record
AACAUAUUUGUGUAAUUUUUAUUUUAAUUAAAACUCCUUAUUUUUUGGUGUUUACAGAAGCUAUUAUUUCUUUGUAUGUAACAGUAAAUAAUGGCGCAUAUAAAAAGUAAAAAUUAAGAGGGCUUUUUGCGUCGACCAUUCUUGUCUUGCCUACGUAGCGACAGAUGUCGCUUUACUCGUAUUGAACGGAGGCGUAUUAUAGGAGAUCGGUGCCUCUUCGAAGUUAUUUCUUUCUUCCCAGUGAGACCGUAUCGUUGCCGUACCGCUAUGCACAACAGGAGCUGACACAGCUGGGCUGGGAUGAAAACAUGCACGCCGCUGCGCUCUGGUUCGCCGUGCAGGAGGAGCUCGAGGCGAAGCGCGAGACAGGGCUCGAGACAGAGCGCGGCAGCGCUUUGGACGCUCUGGACGACGACCUCAUUUUCCGCACGUUCCACCUCAGCAGGGCCGCCGUAACGUUCGUCACCGACUGCGUGCGUGGCGCCCUGGAGCCGCCGGCUGACAGCGCUGUGCUGGCCGCGCUCUGCUUCUACGCGCACGGCUCCGUGCGCCCGGACGCGGCCGAUGCGCUCGGACUGACUCCGGACUGCGUGGGGCGCGCGGUGGACGCCGUGUCCGUGGCCCUCGCGCAGCGGCUCAAACUCUUCGUCACUUUUCCCGGCAGCCACGGCGAUCGCGCACUUGUGGCGCACGACAUAUACAGGCGCUACGGCGUGCCCAACGUGGUGGGCGCGCUCGGCUGCCUGCACGCUCCGGUAGCACCGCCUGCCGGAGAGGAGGCGCUCUACCUGAACCGCGGCCACUUCCACUCGCUCGCGUGCCAGAUGGCGUGCGACUCGCAGGGGAACCUGCUUAGCGUCGAGGAGCCGCGGCCAGGGGGCGCUGCGGAGCAGAGCGUGUGGGAGGCGUCGCGGCUGUGCGCGCAGUUCGCCGGCGGAAAGCACGGGCACUGCUGGCUCGUGGGAGCCAACUGUUACUUGUUGAGUAAGCAUGUUCUCACACCUCUGACAUGUGUGAAGAGCCACCCGGGAAUUCGCUACAACGAGGCCCACUUCAAGAUCCAGAGCAUCAUCCAUCAAACAUUUGGUGCUAUGAAGGUGCGCUUUCAGUGCCUGAAGAACCUGGGACCCAUUGAGAAGAGCGCACCCCACAGAUUGGCCACCAUCAUCAAAGCCUGUUGCGUUCUGCACAAUAUUGCCAAAAAGUUCUCUGUUCCUUUGCCCGGGGAACUCGUACCGGAGGCCGCCUAUCACGGGCCCAACCGGGAGGAGAACAACGUAGACUGCAACCUCGUUCUGUUCAGAGAGGAGAUGAUACGUGCCUUCUUCACCCUGUGACUGUAGCAGUAGGGACAGUGGUUUUGGCAAAGGCCAUCGCCGUUGUAGACACCACACUAAUUAGGCCCCUCCCAUUUGUUCUUUCAGGUUCAAUCACUAUUGUUUCCUUUGUGUUUACCAACAAGUAGGUUUAAAAAGCAUAGACACUGUAAUUAUACUUUUUUUCUGCUGUAGCACAUACAAUUUUAGUAAGAAAAAGUACAACUGCUUUUAAGUUCACAUUAUCUACCACCACAAUACUACAUUUUACAAAAGAUUAAAUUUAAUCUUACCGACACUUAUGUGGGUGUAUGUUCAUAAGUUGACCAACUCCAUUAGUGACAUCAACACUUGACUUGAAAAAUAUCAAACAAUAAAUCCAUCUAUGGUGUGGGGGGGUUUCAUGAAGGAAUUGGCUUGUGGAAGGAUACAAGUUAUAUAGAGUAGCCUCCAGCCUUACUAGCGCCCUUGCUAAAGACAAACACAAAAGGCCAUAUAUUAUAAGUUUUCAAUAGCUUAUACUUUCUAAGUAAUCUUACCUGUCAGCGAUAAAAUGUAAAGAGGGGUACACUAGUCACAGUUAUUGGCACCCCUAGAACUUCUCAAACAAACAAUGUAAUGAGCAUGCAUUCCCAUUCAUAUUUUAAAAGCACAAGUGUGGCUUCAGGAACAUUGAAGUGGUGAUCCAUAACUUCCUGGUUCACCAGGGUGCACCUAUGAGGUAACAUACCAUGUCUGACUAGGGGUUGGGUAUGUAAGAAAAUACGGGGAGAGAAUGAGACAGGCUGCUGACCUUCAUAAAUUGGAUAAUGGCUAUAAAUUUAAAAUAAAAAAAGUUUCUACUCUGCCACUGAUAACUAAGGGGCUGUGAUGAACCUGUCUGAAAGUGGACAGGUAUUUUGGUCCACAUAGUGAGGGGGAUUGUUUGAGGGGGGAAGGGGGAAGGAAAAAAAAAAAAAAAAACCCCCCACACACACACCACAAAAGCUUUCUCCAAGUACCAUAGCAGCACUUCAUUGCCUCAUGGAGUUAGUCUCUCCAAAACUACAAACGGACACCACCUGCUUGGCAGGCUUGCCAGAAGAAAGCCUCAACUGACUUCAAACCACAAACGUUAGUGCCUGGAAUUUGUUAAAUGUUACUGGAAUUUUGACUGGAACCGGGUUCUAUGGCCAGAUGAAACAAAUAGUUUUAUGCAGCAAACAGAAGUGUAAAGAGAACCAAGUACCUCUGUGAAGCAUAGUAGUGGAUCUGGGACGUUGAGGCUCCGUUUCAUUUCCAAAGGCCCAGGAAUUGUAGGAUCAGACACAUGGCAUCAUGGACUCUAAUACCAGGAGAUUUUCCAAUCAAAACCUGGCCAUCUUUGCCAGGAGACAAAUACUGGGUGUCCUGUUUGGAUCUUUCAGCAGGAUGAUAAUCCAAAGCAAGCUUCCAAAGCCACACAAAAAGGAUUCACUAACCAGACUUUUCAUAAUUUCAAGUGCAAGAUCAAGGUGAACUUAGCCUUUUUUUGCUCACAUUUACCAAGGGUGCCAACAGUUCUGGAGGACACUGUAGGCAAAUAUUUAAAUGUAAUAUAUUCAUUUUAAAGAAUACACACAAAUUUACCCUAUAUAAACAUAUAUCCUAAUGCAAAAAAGGAUAUUUUGUCUAUGUAUAAUUAAAUUUAAGUAUCCCAGAGUUCCACUUUCAGAUCUGUUAUGAAUUAUACCUUGUAAACAUAAGUUAAUACUGUAAACAUUUGUUACAUCAAAAAGCCUCAAAAUAACUGAACAAAAAAUAAGUUUUAAUAUCCCUUCACCCAGAGAUGCAUCUAAAACUGAACAAAAUUUCACAGUUUUUUUUCCCCCCAAUUCAAAGUCCAGAAUUAGGUGCAGUCACCCUACCUCAAACCAUGUAUUUAAAAAAAAAAAAAAAAAAAAAAAAAAAACGCUUUUCCCUGUGUUCUUUUGCCUUAGGAAAUCACAUUUUACUUUCACUCUUGUGCGAAAUAUCCCAGCUUUUCAUACGCUUUUAAAAAUUUCCUACUAAAAAAACUAAACUGAAAUGUAAAAUUGUUUCACUUUAAUACUUUAAAUUCAAUACUUACUGUUUGGCAACAUGACCUUUGUAAAAGGAAACAAAAUGUGAACUAUUAAGAUAAAAUAUAUAAAUGUAAUGAAAAAAAACAUUUUGUUUUGAAGUAAACUGUACAGAUUAGUUUCCAGAAUGCCUAGCCACGGGAAAGAGAGCAUCAGCGAUCGUGAUGCCUGUUGGGACUCCAAGUUCUGUAUAAAACUUGAAAUGGGAUGUAUGGAAACACACCUUUCCAGUCUUUUCCUCUCCAUUUUGCCAAGAAAAAUGGAAAGUGCAAUUGCAAGCUUAAUAGCUCCAGUCACAAUUUGCAAUAGGGUGGAAUAAGAUAAAAAUAAAGUAGACAUUGACAGGUAUGUGCACUUUGCCACAUAUAAAUUGCGAAUUGCAGAUCUGUACACUAUAUAGUUACCCUUACUUGGAAGAAAGCAACAGGGGAUUGGGAAGAGA